This is a messenger RNA of Drosophila ananassae, 2726 nucleotides long. RefSeq names its product mucin-5AC. Lineage: Eukaryota; Metazoa; Arthropoda; Insecta; Diptera; Drosophilidae. Gene Ontology annotation, molecular function: nucleic acid binding. The record is from RefSeq and is a predicted model, not a curated record. The transcript has 10 exons. Bases 118 to 2217 code for a protein of 699 amino acids.
GGCAACGCUAGAACCGAUCGCUUUACAACACCAUCUUCCAAAAGAGAAGAGGAAGAGAACCACGCAGAGAUAAACUGCAAUAUUCUAAUUUCCUUGGAGUUCCAGCUCCGCUGGGCUAUGUGGCCGUCAUUCGCGAAAAGCAUAAGUCUGAUAGAUCAAGAGUUUGUCCAUAAUGUCGGUUGUGAUAUCGAGCUGUUUGUAAAGAAGCGCCUGAGUUCUGGUGUUCUUCUCUUUCCACCUGUGGGCAAUUACCGCCGUUAUCUCAUCCAUCAAACAUGUGAGAGCUACCGCCAGCAGUACGAUCUGUUCACGUUCUCAGUGGGGCAAGGGCCGCACCGACGCACGGUUUUGUGCUUUCGCAAUCAGCUCCUCGAUCCGCACGGCUUUGAAGCCCGCAAGCAACAACAGUUAAAGGAAAAGGAAAGAGACAAGCAGCCGAGGGACAGGGAGUCAGUGAAGAGCUGGCGGAGCAGUCAUCCCCCCACUAACGGUAGCAGCAGCAACAACAACAACAAUAACAACCACAGGAGAAGCAGCAGCGCCAGCAGAAGAAAAAUAACGGCAACGGAGCUCUGUAAGAUGGGCGUCAAGAAGCAUAUCAACGAAGCACCAUUAAGCAAAUCGAACUCGGUGGAUCUAUACCGACCGCCAGCAUUGAGGAACAACAGCAGCAGCGAGGAGGCUGCACCACUCGAUCCGUCAUCCACUACUGCAACGAGAACAGACACAACAACAACAACAGCCACCGCUGCAGGAACAGCAACCAUUACUGCAUCUUCCGGUCCUACCUCUACAGAUAGCAGAGAGCAACAAGUGGACGAGUCGACCGUCUCCGUCUCCGCCGAAGCAGAAGCAGCAGCAGCAGCAGCGACCCGUCGCAAACGCCGUCCCGAUCGCGCCGUUUAUGUGCCAAGGGCACGACGAAGUCAAACCACACCACCGACCAGUACCAGCACCAGCACCAGCACAACAACAAUAACGAUAGCAACAGGUAGUACGCCACCACCACCAGCAUCGGACAUCGUCGCUGUCGCUCCGACGCCGGCAGUUGAAAACGCAACAACGCCAGUUGCAGAUACACACUCGCCCAAAGCGGACGAUACCAACGGCCAGCAGCCCAAUCCCAAGAAGUCCAGGUCGCAUCGUGAGCGCAGGGAACGCGGCAGAAAAGCAGCAUCAGAAGCUGCGGAAAAACACCCGGAAGCGGCAUCCACUGUACUGGUGAUAGCAGGAACUGAAAACGAAGCGCCGAACCAACAGCCGGCCAACUGUGAUAGCGAGACCAUGAGCGGCGCCCAGCGAACCAAAUCCGGCAAAUCAGCCAGGAAUGGCAAACAGCAGCCUGUGCCGCCGUUGCGCAUCGAGGAUGUGGCCUCAGCUAGGACCAAUUCCAAUGGCGAGGAGGCGGCCAAAUGUGAUAACGAUGUGCGCGAGCUGCAAAGGGCCUCAAAGGAAAUCAAUCGCAGUAAUCGUCGCAUUAUGAAACAAACCUUCGUCUCAGAUAUAUUGGAGAUUCCUGAAAAAAUAGAAACGGCGCAACCCAAGCCACAAAACUCAGUGAAACCACCACCGCCUGCAGACAGCACCACCGAGGAUGAUGAAGAGGAGGAGGAGGACGAGGACGACUGGGAGACGAAGUUCGACGAGAGCGGCGACUGCUUGGAUCCCAAGAUUCUCCAGGAACUGAGUGAAUCGGUGGGCAAGUGUAAAAUAGAAUUGCCCAAAAUGGACUACACCGUUUUCCACAUCAAGCAAUCCCUGCUGAAUGAGGAGGAGUUCCCCCACGUCCUAGAAGUGUCCAAUUUUCCCGUGGAGUUCAAAACGCCCGACCUACUCAUGCUAUUUUCGCAGUACAAGGGCAGCGGCUUUGAGAUUAAGUGGGUGGACGACACCCAUGCCCUGGCUGUGUUUAGCAGUUCACGUAUUGCUGCCGAAGUUCUGACGAUGGGCCAUCCGUUUGUGAAGCUAAAGCCACUGGCCGAGGCCACCCUGGAGUCGCGACUGAAGGCAAAGAAGGCCGGUGCCACCUCACUGCAGCCGUAUCGCCAGCGACCGGAAACGUGCACGGCCUUGGCCCGUCGCCUGGUGUCCGGUGCCUUGGGGGUCAAACUGCCCACAGCGCCGCAGGAGCGGGAAAAGGAGAGGAGAGUGCUACGCGAAGCCAAAGAACGCAAACUGUUAGCUGCCAAACAGCGGGACGAGGCCUGGGAAAGCUAGGUCGCGGCCCCUGCAGGCAAAAUGCAUUUUUCUCGCAUGCGCAACGCAUGCCACCAACGACCCUCAACAAAAACGAUAGUAGCUACAAACCCCAAAACCACAACAAAAAGAAAACGAUACAGAAACAGAAAUGGAAAUGUAAACGGAAACGGAACAACAACCGGGCAUAACACCCACAAAAACUCUCAAUCAAAGCUAUCAAAAUAAGCGUAAUUUGCAUGCUGCCAUGCAAUCUACUUUUAAAUGUUCGCUUUUUGUGCAAUUAACACAGAUUUUUGCUCAAUUUGUUGUAGUUUUAGAUGAUGGAUUAAUGCAUUAUUUAUCGCCUAGGCCGUAAGAGAGAUAUAUCUAUAUAUAUUUAUUGGUCGUCGUAGAAGGUAAAAUUGCAUAUAUACGAUAUGUACGUGUUGUUUUAACUCCAGGCGUAAAUCUUAAUUUUUAAGCGCAAGCAAUUUAUACAUACAUAUAUAUAUUUUAAUAAAGUUUAUAGCUUUUAAGUACGAAAGUAA